Molecule: messenger RNA, 1129 nt
Organism: Oryza sativa Japonica Group (Japanese rice)
Lineage: Eukaryota; Viridiplantae; Streptophyta; Magnoliopsida; Poales; Poaceae
Source: RefSeq, a predicted model, not a curated record
AACAAAAUCUUGUGUACAUCUACACCACAAUACCGUACCCUACAUCUCUCACACAGGUAGCAGUAGUACGUAGCCAGCCAGUAGUUACACACGCGCUCUGCUCCUCUCGCCUACCCACGAUUCCAAGGAGAAGAGCGCCUCCCGCACAGCGGAGCGCGGCAACCGCUGACCGCACCGCGCGCCAGCAAUGGAGUCGUCGCGGGGGAAGCCCGGCCUGAACGGCAGCGGCGGCGGCGCCGCCGCCUUCGACUACAGCAGCCGCCGGGGCUACUACACGGGCGCCGGCGCGGCGCUGCCGCCGUUGGCCGCUGGUUCCAGGGCGCCGCCGGUGGACCCGUGCUGCGUGGUUCUGCGGGUGUUCGUCCUGCUGGGGACGCUGGCGUCCGCUGUGGUGAUGGCCGCCGACCGGCAGAGCACCACCGUCCAGAUCGCCGCCGGGGAGGAGCUCGCGCCGCCGCUGCGGGUGCCCGUCACGGCCAAGUGGACCUACUCCUCCGCCUUCGUGUACUUCGUGGUGGCGAACGCGAUGGUGUUCGCGUUCAGCGCGGCGGCGCUGGCGGCGGUGCGGAGGCGGAGCGCGGUGGUGCCGGUGAUGGUGGGGGACCUGGUGGCGAUGGCGCUGCUCUUCUCGGCGGUGGGGGCGGCGGCGCAGUUCGGCCUCCUCGGCGAGCGCGGCAACGCGCACGUGAGGUGGGCCAAGGUGUGCGACGUGUACGGGCCCUUCUGCGAGCGCGCCAUGGCCGCCGUCGUCGUCGCCCUCAUCGCCGCCUUCGCCGACCUCGUCCUCCUCAUGCUCACCAUCCUCACCAUCCACAAGGCCUCCUCCUACUACUAGCCAUACUCUAUUUUGCUUUGCAUGGGUCUUCGAUAUGGAUGUCAUGUGUGAUUAACUGAUUUGAUGAUUAUAUUGCGAUUAUUAGUCAAUUAGAGGCAACAGUGGUCGUUUACCUCUGUCAGUGAUCACCGUGAGAUGAUGCCUGCUUGCCGUCUUAAUUUAAUCGUUGACAUGUUCACUGAAGUAGUAAUUGAGGCUUCAUUUAUUAGCUGUAAGGUGAAUUUGAGAUGAGUAUAAAAAAGAACUGAUGGAUUAAAAGAAAAUAAUACAAAAUUUACAAUGUUGUAAGGUGAA